Molecule: messenger RNA, 1049 nt
Organism: Drosophila busckii
Lineage: Eukaryota; Metazoa; Arthropoda; Insecta; Diptera; Drosophilidae
Gene: Cpr67Fb
Product: larval cuticle protein LCP-17
Exons: 2
Coding region: 578-961 (127 amino acids)
Cellular component (GO): chitin-based extracellular matrix
Molecular function (GO): structural constituent of chitin-based larval cuticle
Source: RefSeq, a predicted model, not a curated record
AGGAACUUUGUUUUAAAAUUAAAAGUCGCGGCUUAUUGCAAUUAAAACGUAAUUUGCAAAUUAUUUUUAAUUUUAACUAUACAAUAAUUAAGUAUGGGAUUAAUUUGCUAUUUUGUGGCCCUAAGAAUAAGCGCAAGCAUAGUGCGUAUUCAACCUUAAUAAAUCUUAAGAAUGACAGCUUUGUUUGAAUGGGGCGCAUAUGCAUUUUGUUAUCAACAAAGUCUUGACCUUUGUCAAAGUCAGCAACAGCGGUUUGUAAAAAAAUAUGCAUAUUUUUAUGCUUGACAUUAACAAUAGCACAAAGCAUAGAUAUUUACAUAUCUUUGGUGUUAUAGGCUAUGCUUAAAGAUUAUUGUAAUGCAUUUACGGUCGUAAAACGCGGUCACAUAUUCAUAUUUAAGCGGUAUAAAUUAAUAAUUCGACGUCAUAAAAGCGUAUAAUAUGAAUAUUAAGCAUGACGGCGACCCUUGUUAGCGUUGUAGGUGUAGGUCACCGUUUCUGUUAUAAAAAGCAAAGCUAGCCAAGAUGUCGAAAUCAGUACCAACUGCAACGGUAAACUUAGCUAAGGUUCAGCAAGAUGUACAAAACGCUGCUUGUUCUAGUCGCACUGUGCUUUAUAGCUAGCUCUAAUGCUGCUGCUGCUGCUGCUGAUGAGUCACAGGCUGUUAUUACCAAGUAUACUUCAGAUUUGCAAUACGAUGGCAGCUAUAGCUAUGAAUAUGAAACAUCUAAUAAUAUCGCGGCUAAGGAGCAGGGCGUAGGCGGCGCUUAUGCCUCGGGUGUUGUGGAUUAUAGCGCACCUAAUGGCGAACCCAUACACUUGGAAUAUACUGCCGAUGAGAAUGGUUACCAGCCACGUGGAGAUCAUCUGCCCACGCCUCCGCCCAUACCGGAUUACAUUUUGAGGUCGCUUGCUUAUAUCGAGGCACAUCCCUUUGCCAGAAUACAGUUGCAGAAAUAAGUGAUAGGCAAUUAAACUGUUAAGUUAUGAAGUUACUUAGCUAUAAAUAGACAAAAUUGAAACCGUAGUACAAUUUAUUUGAAAUAAA